CCUCCGGCGGAAGUGGGUCUCCUCGUUUCCGGUCUGGCUUCCCUCCCGCCGUGGGAGGGGAGGGAGAGAGAGGAAGAGAAAAGGAGGCGUUCUUGCGUCCUUCUUACUUUUGGCUUUCGCUUAUUUACUUGUUUAUUUUAAGGGACAUUCGCCCUUUUCCAUCCGGAAAUUCGAGGGAGUGGGUUUCCCGCUUCACCAUCAGGAAGUGCCGCGUCCUCGCUUCCAGUCCCCUCUCUCUCUUACCUCGCACCCUCCCCCUCUUCUCUCUCUCUCUUUCUCUCUCUUUUUUCUCUUUUCCUACCUCCCACCUUCUCCCCCGAUAAAGCUGCCCUCCCAAAAUGGCGCCCCUGGACUUGGACAAGUAUGUGGAGAUUGCGCGGCUUUGCAAGUAUCUGCCCGAGAAUGACCUCAAGCGCUUGUGUGACUACGUCUGUGACCUUCUUCUAGAAGAAUCUAAUGUGCAGCCAGUGUCUACACCAGUUACAGUCUGUGGCGACAUACAUGGACAGUUUUAUGAUUUAUGUGAAUUGUUCAGAACUGGAGGUCAGGUUCCUGACACAAACUAUAUAUUUAUGGGUGACUUUGUAGACAGAGGCUAUUAUAGCCUUGAGACGUUUACCUAUCUUCUUGCCCUAAAAGCAAAAUGGCCUGAUCGCAUCACACUUUUACGUGGGAAUCAUGAGAGCAGACAGAUAACUCAAGUAUAUGGAUUUUAUGAUGAAUGCCAAACCAAAUAUGGUAAUGCUAAUGCCUGGAGAUACUGCACCAAAGUUUUUGACAUGCUCACAGUAGCAGCGUUAAUAGAUGAGCAAAUCCUCUGUGUACAUGGGGGCCUGUCUCCAGACAUAAAAACACUGGACCAGAUUCGGACCAUCGAGCGCAACCAAGAGAUCCCACACAAAGGAGCUUUUUGUGACCUUGUUUGGUCUGACCCAGAAGAUGUGGACACCUGGGCCAUAAGUCCCCGAGGUGCAGGCUGGCUGUUUGGGGCAAAAGUCACAAAUGAGUUUGUCCAUAUCAACAACUUAAAGCUCAUCUGCCGAGCCCACCAGCUGGUGCACGAAGGUUAUAAAUUUAUGUUUGAUGAGAAGUUGGUCACAGUGUGGUCUGCUCCGAACUACUGCUACCGCUGUGGAAAUAUUGCCUCAAUCAUGGUAUUUAAAGAUGUAAAUACAAGGGAACCAAAGCUCUUCCGUGCAGUUCCAGACUCAGAACGUGUGAUCCCCCCAAGAACAACCACACCGUAUUUCCUCUGAGAUGUGGCUUUGCCCUUUUCUUUUGUGACAUACCCUUUUAGCACUUUGCUGCUGAAAUGCUGCCUCUUGCCUUUUAUAUUCUUAAAUUAUCUAAAUGUGUUGUAUAUUGUCAAUAGGGAUGCAUAUUUAAAUCUCUCUCCCUCCUCUUAUCCCUACACUACCUUACUUGCCAGCUUAUGAAAUGUCUCUGAGCACCCACCCACCUACCUACCUACCUACCUGUUUUGUAGUACUUAAUAGGGACAUUAAAUUUCCUUUAAAGAAAUAAAUCUAAACAGCAAAUCAUCAGAACUAGUCUGAUCUUUCAUUCAGAGGGGUUGACUUUGGGGGGGGGCUAUUUUUAUUAAUAAGCUCUUAAAAAUUUCAGCAGCAAAGUUGUAUUUGGUGUGCAUGAUGGGACUGUCCAAGCCCUGCUAGUGAGUACAUUUCCAAGAUGUAAAAAAAUGUCCUGGUUUAUAUUUUGUUUCAAGUCAGCAUAAAUAAAUGGUGUUAAUGGCUGCCCUUGAUCUCCCUCCACCCGUUGCUUUAUUUUUUUAGGAUUUAAACUAAAAUGCAAAGCCUCGUACAGGUAAACGAAUUUGUACAGUGAAAUAAUUGUUCUGAUUUUUCUCAGAUACUUUGUCUUUUUAAUAAAGUCAUAACUUAGUCUCUAGGUUAAGCAUUCACAAUAAAGCCCUACAUUGUU
Molecule: messenger RNA, 1941 nt
Organism: Zootoca vivipara (common lizard)
Lineage: Eukaryota; Metazoa; Chordata; Lepidosauria; Squamata; Lacertidae
Gene: PPP6C
Product: protein phosphatase 6 catalytic subunit
Molecular function (GO): protein serine/threonine phosphatase activity
Source: RefSeq, a predicted model, not a curated record